UACAUUUAACGAGAAAAGAUAGAAUGACGUUUCGAAACGUUUGCAGUGAGUCUUUGACCGCACCCAUAGGCUCCACGUCGUGGAGCACGCUAUUUAUGUUAUUGUAAACAAAAAGGCUUUAUACUGUACAUAGGCUCUGAAAAUAUUAUCUUAAUUAUUUUAAUCACUUCAUCAAUUGAAUGUGCAUGAGAAUUUUCUUAAAGCGUAGUAACGUGUUCUUUUUGCACAAAUUCCGUUAUGAUUAUGACGCUCAAACGUAAUCAAGUUUGAACUUCUUCGAAAUUGCUUCGAAAUUUUUUGCUUCAUGAAAAGGCGCCCGAAGAAUCACCGAGCCACAUCAAACUUGAUACGGAAACGAAAAGACGGGAUAGCACAAUAAAAGUAAAAACUAAUUUUGUAGUAUAGACGAUAAACGUUGUGUCGUAAACAGUGUUGAAUUUGUCAUUUUCAAAGAUUUAGACUUGAGAUUUAAAAAAUGGUAGAAGAAAUCCGAGUUAUGUGGUGUGAUACAUUAGAAGAAAUCCUACAAUGUCCUGUAUGCUUAGAUGUACCUCAAGGUUUAAAGUAUCAAUGCAUAAAUGGACACCACAUAUGUGAUCCAUGCAAAACACAACUGAUGAGAUGUCCUAUAUGCAAAUCAGAGUUUAUUUGCACAAGAAACUUGGCAGUAGAACAAAUUGCAGCCAAAUUGUCAGACAUAAAGUUGUCAUUAUUAAAUCCAUAUCAUGCACUAAAUAGAAAACUUUUACAAGGCAAAGUGUGUGUAGCUACUCAAACUGAAGAAGUUUGUAUGUCUUCCACAUCUUCUGCAUGCCAAACUGAUCUUGAUAGUCAAGUCAGACAUAUUAACUUAAAAAGUGAACAACAAAAACCAAUCAAUUUGAAUUUGGCACCUAGAGUAGGAAAAGGACAAUAUCCAUGUCGUAUCGGCUCCUGUACAAAGUAUCUAGUGCAUGGAAGAAUUAUAGGACAUUUGAGAUAUUAUCAUAAAGAUGUAUUUUAUGAGUUUACCACAAAAGACACAGUAUUUAAAAGACAGUGGAGUUUAGAAUAUAUUUCUAAUCGGGAUUAUGAUUUUGCUUUUCAUAUCAAAGAGAUGGGUUUAUUUUUUUUAAAUAUCACUAUAAAUCAGGCAGGUGAUCUAAUGGCAACUAUACAAAUUGUCAAUUGUAAUGAUGUGGGCAAGCAAUUUUUCUAUACGCUUAAUGCUGUUGGAACACUUAAUGCUUGUUAUACUGGUCAGGUAAAAUCCUGCAGAAUGGCAAGGAAUUCUUUUAAACAAGGAGAAUAUCUAUAUAUACGCAAGGAUGCAAUGCGUCAUAUAAUUGAUGGUGAAAACGUCUUUCAUUGCAACCUUAUUAUAAAGCGUAGAAUUGCUUACAAAUCGAUAAGCAUACAAGAUAAUUCAGUGCCCUUAUCUGGAGUUCUUGAAAACAUAGCAAAUUAUAAUAUGUAAUGUGUUAAAAA
Molecule: messenger RNA, 1467 nt
Organism: Pseudomyrmex gracilis
Lineage: Eukaryota; Metazoa; Arthropoda; Insecta; Hymenoptera; Formicidae
Exons: 5
Coding region: 476-1456 (326 amino acids)
Source: RefSeq, a predicted model, not a curated record